Messenger RNA from Physella acuta, 2464 nucleotides. RefSeq lists its product as uncharacterized. Lineage: Eukaryota; Metazoa; Mollusca; Gastropoda; Physidae. The record is from RefSeq and is a predicted model, not a curated record. Gene Ontology annotation, biological process: wound healing.
GCUGGCCGACUACAGUUGCUCUUGUGUUUCAGAAGGAAUUAUUCAACUGGAACUGUGUCACACACCUGAAUGUCAGCCUCGGUUUGGCGACAGGGGACACGGGGGAAAACUUUUAAGAUGGCGUCAACAGCGAUAGGUACCGUGUUAGUUUUCACGGUGCUGCUGGCAGGGACUGUUAGAAUUUCUGAAGCUCAAUCAGCUGCAGGAUGUCCAAUACACGAUUCAUAUUUAGGAGAUUGGUACUCCAUGGAAACUGGUGCCGAUGUGUUUACUCCAGUUUCCAAAGACCGCUGGGGUGACAUGAUCUGCCUGAAACAGUACCAGCAUCCAAUAGAGGCCCAGUUUGUGGAAGGUGUCAACAUGACCAUGCUGAUGAAGAAAGCAGUGGGGGGAGACAACUGUCUUAUGUGUGUUGAUAUUCUAUGGAGAACUCCAAAUAUUCUUCAGUACAGGAAGAGUAGCUGCUUCACAACAGAAACUGACUUCAAAGUCAUGUGUAAAGGUGUCAACCAACUUCCAUCUCAAGACCAACUGACAACACUUUUCCGUCAAACACUAAAGACUGUGAACUGUAUUGAGACUUGGGAAGGCGUGUACCAGUUCACGUAUGAAGUCAGCUGGGGCGGUGGUGGUAUCUGUGACAACCCAGACAGUGUCCUCAAGGCGUGCCAGGACCCAGGGUCAGCAUAUGUUGACAACCAGGUGUUUUUGAUCACAUACGCCAGGUGUCCUAGUGUGCAGACUUCAAGAUCUCAAACUAUUCGCUACCAAUGUAUGGGUACCUGGUUUGCUGUUAUUGGAAAUACAGGCUACACAUUUUCUGCCAUUGCUGAUACAGUACAGAAGGAUACUAGGGAAAAAUACAAGUGCAUGAUGACAAAUCGAGAUCAAAAGCAAGCAGAUAAUUCUAUUAGGUGGGCUAUGUCCAGAUUUGCUGACUGCUCAUCCCUCAACAGCUUGUAUGAAGCUCCAGUCAGAAUUGUCCUCAGAAGAAUCCCUCCCCUGACACCAUACAUCACACCACAGUGCAACCUGCCGAGGAAUGUGUCAGGUGAAUGGUACACCCAGGGGAUCCAGUUCAUGUCCCGCGUGGUGGUCAAUGACACCCACAUCCACUACUUCACCACCAAGAAUGAGUUUGAGUUUGAAGAGACGUAUCUCUCCUGCCAGCAGACUCUAGGGACCCGUUACCUCAUGACCAAGUACAUCGUGGGCAAAUGUGAGGUUGACUUUGUGUGCUAUGAUAUCCUGCCCAGACACCAUGGAAUUGUCAGGUACAGAGUUGGUAAGCCUUCACGUCUAACACCAGAAGAAAUAGCAGACCCGCAGUUCAUGACCAAAAAGUUCCGUGAAGUUUGUAGUUGGCAGUCGUUCACCUUUAACCGUAAUGAUACAGACUGGAAGUAUGAAGUCCUGAUCAUGGACCCACCCUCACCAGUGUCCUGCCCUAUUGGGGGCAGGUACAGCUUCAUCCAGAAUGCCAAUGGUGAGCUAGAGAAAUACAAGACCAGGAUCCGUGGUGUCACUGACAGACCUCGUAACUCCAUCAACUGCAGGAUCACUGUCUCAGAGUUCAAAUCCUGCAGCCAGGACAGGUCUAAGAUUGAGGUGGAUGAGGAGUACUGUGAGAGUGUUGAUUACAGGGGCAGGCCUCUUGGAGAGUAUGAUGAGCCUGAUCACAUUUUGACCUGUGUGGGUUUCUGGAUGGAGGACAUGAAGUCCUACCUGGUCACAUACGAUGAAGAAGACGCCAUCUCAAGAUUCCGUUGUUGGGUGUAUGAACGUGUGAGCUGGACCGACCUGUCUCUGUCCAGAAGUCAGACUGCCCGCUGCAGACGUGAGCAGAACUCCCAGAGCUACAUGAUAGAGGGCACUGGCCUCAACAUGAAGCUCACAGAAAGUGAGAGGCUAUAUGAUGAUUGCCCCCAGAGGUUUGACCCAGGACUUAACCCUUACCUAAAGCCCACUGUGAUCUAUGUACUCAGUGGCAGCCCAGCUAGAAUGGUACCUGUAGCUGUUUUGUUGAAUACUCUCAUAGUUCUGCUAGUCACACACAUCUUGAUGAAGUGAGUCUAGCUAGAGUGAGUAAAUGUUUGAAUUACAUGUGAGAUUGGUAAAUGAGGUGUGGCUGGCAAUGUGUGUAAAACUCUGAAGUGUGAAAAAAUUUGGCUCUGAUUCAAAUAAUUGAUCUGGCUACUUGAGUGCAGUGAAAUUGACCAAAUCAACAAUUUUAUAUCACCUGUAUUACUUAUAUGAAAUGUAAAUAGGUGUACAGUCACAUACGUGUACAAUCUUAAGCUGGAUUAGAUCUGAAUUUUGUAUAUAAUUAUUUUUCUAUUAAUAUUUUUAAGAAAUUAAUUUUUCCUUGUGUAAUCAUCCAUUAACAUGCAAAUGUUUUCAUGUGUGAGAGAGAUCUUUUUCUGCCACUCACUGUGUCUGUAAAUAUUGAUUCCCCCCCCCCCCC